UCUUCAAAGGCCAACAACUCCUCUCUAUCAACUUAUUUUAUACUUAUAAUAUAAAAUUUUCACCUCACUCUCUUCCACUUUGUCUCCUUCCUUUCUCCCUUACAGCCAAUCCCCUCAAUACCCCAUUUUUCUGGUUCCUUUUUCAAGCCAUUUUACAGGCACUUCCCAGUUGGGAGAAGGGGAAAAUGGCACAGCUUUUAGCACCCUCAACUCAAUGGCAAAUGACACUACCAAAGACCUCAACCUAUGGAAGUCCCAUUGCAACAAAAAUGUGGAGUUCUCUGGUACUGAAACAGAACAAGAAAGGAGCUGCUAAAAGCUCUGGCAAGUUUAAAGUGGUUGCCUUGUCUGAAAACAGCACUGUCAACAGGCUAGAGAACUUACUAAACAUGGACGUCACUCCAUACACCGACAAGAUCAUUGCUGAAUACGUUUGGAUAGGAGGCAGUGGACUCGAUAUGCGUAGCAAGUCCAGGACAAUAUCAAAGCCAGUUAAACAUCCCUCUGAGCUUCCCAAGUGGAACUAUGAUGGAUCAAGUACUGGACAAGCACCCGGUGAAGAUAGUGAAGUUAUCUUAUACCCUCAAGCAAUCUUUAAGGACCCUUUCCGAGGAGGUAACAAUAUCUUGGUAAUUUGUGAUGCAUACACACCAGCUGGUGAGCCUAUUCCCACAAACAAGCGCCACCGAGCCGCUGAGAUUUUCAGUAACAAGAAGGUGGUCGAUGAAGUACCAUGGUUUGGUAUUGAGCAAGAGUACACUUUACUUCAACAAAAUGUGAAAUGGCCUUUGGGAUGGCCUGUUGGAGGCUACCCUGGUCCUCAGGGUCCUUAUUACUGUGCAGCUGGUGCUGACAAGUCAUUCGGGCGUGACAUCUCAGAUGCUCAUUACAAGGCUUGCUUGUAUGCCGGCAUUAACAUUAGUGGUACCAACGGGGAGGUUAUGCCAGGCCAGUGGGAGUAUCAAGUUGGUCCGAGUGUUGGUAUCGAAGCUGGAGAUCAUAUCUGGUGUUCUAGAUACAUUCUCGAGAGAAUCACUGAACAAGCCGGUGUUGUACUCUCCCUCGAUCCUAAACCAAUAGAGGGUGACUGGAAUGGUGCUGGAUGCCACACCAAUUACAGUACUAAGAGCAUGAGGGAAGAUGGAGGCUUCGAAGUUAUAAAGAAAGCAAUCCUGAAUUUGUCGCUUCGCCACAAGGAGCAUAUCAGUGCCUAUGGUGAAGGAAACGAAAGAAGACUGACCGGAAAGCAUGAAACGGCCAGCAUCAACACGUUUUCAUGGGGAGUGGCUAAUCGCGGUUGCUCAAUCCGAGUCGGGCGUGACACUGAGAAGAAUGGAAAAGGUUACUUGGAGGAUCGGCGUCCGGCAUCAAACAUGGACCCGUAUGUUGUGACAGCAUUGCUGGCAGAAACUACACUAUUGUAUGAGCCAACACUUGAAGCUGAAGCACUUGCUGCUCAAAAGAUUGCUUUGAAUGUCUAAAUUAAAGCAGUUUAGCUUUAUUCAUAGAGAUGGUUUUCUAUUUUAUUUUCAAUUAGGCUGGGUUUUAGGGAAAAUCUGGCCUAAAAUAAGUAUUGGCUUGUUGAAUGGUUCUCAAAUGGAUUGUAUUGUAAAUUCAAAUCAAUGGUGUUAUCACUUCUAUCUUUUGUUAUUGGAUAUUCACCUUGUUUUUGUGUUC
Gossypium raimondii (Peruvian cotton) is the source of this 1677-nucleotide messenger RNA. RefSeq names its product glutamine synthetase leaf isozyme, chloroplastic. NCBI's taxonomy places the organism in Eukaryota, Viridiplantae, Streptophyta, Magnoliopsida, Malvales, Malvaceae. Gene Ontology annotation, cellular component: cytoplasm. The record is from RefSeq and is a predicted model, not a curated record. Gene Ontology annotation, molecular function: glutamine synthetase activity. Bases 186 to 1481 code for a protein of 431 amino acids. The transcript has 14 exons.